Molecule: messenger RNA, 1030 nt
Organism: Trichomycterus rosablanca
Lineage: Eukaryota; Metazoa; Chordata; Actinopteri; Siluriformes; Trichomycteridae
Gene: sox12
Product: SRY-box transcription factor 12
Exons: 1
Coding region: 11-1030 (339 amino acids)
Biological process (GO): cell differentiation; anatomical structure morphogenesis; positive regulation of transcription by RNA polymerase II
Molecular function (GO): RNA polymerase II cis-regulatory region sequence-specific DNA binding; DNA-binding transcription activator activity, RNA polymerase II-specific
Source: RefSeq, a predicted model, not a curated record
GUCCUGCAUCAUGGUUCUGCAACCACACUCCAUAGCCAUGGACAGAGAUUCAACCCGAGAGGUGUUCCUGGGACUGGGAGCCGAGGAUGCUGCUGAAGUAUUCGAGCACAUCCCGUCCAACAAAGACCCCAACUGGUGCAAAACCCCUACUGGGCACAUCAAGAGACCCAUGAAUGCCUUCAUGGUGUGGUCUCAAAUCGAGAGACGAAAGAUUAUGGAACAGUGGCCUGACAUGCACAACGCGGAGAUCUCUAAGCGUCUCGGAAAACGUUGGAAACUGCUCCCGGAUUACGAGAAAAUUCCCUUCAUCAAGGAAGCAGAGAGGCUGCGUUUGAAGCAUAUGGCUGACUACCCUGACUACAAGUAUCGUCCCAGAAAGAAGAGUAAGUCCUCCAUGCCUGUCAAAAACAAACUCCCAGUGAAAGCCAUCAAGCCUCAUUCAGGUCGAUCAACUUCGAGCAGCUUCACCAGCAAAGGUCUCAAAGUGAAACCAAACUCUUCAAAACAGAAAAUAAACUUCAGCAGCAAUAAAUACAAACGCUACACCCAGAGCAUGAGUGAUGAUGACAUGGUGGAUAUAAGUCUGGCAAGUCCAGGGACUUUGCAGGACAAUCAAAACCAGACAACUUUCGCCGACCUCCAUCGUCAGUCCAGCUUUCCUCCGGAGGACCAGCAACCUGGAAUCAGAGCGCCCAGCAGUCCGUCCGACGCAGGCUCUCAUAUAAACACGGCGGCCAGAGAGUCACAGGGGUCUAACUCGGUCAGAUCCUCCACGCCAAGCUCCACCAGCUUCGCGUCGUCUGUAUCUUCGGACGAGGAACUCGACGAAGAAAUCCUGCAUAUCAUAUCCAACACGAACUUCGACAGCGUGCCGAUGGACUGCUCCAACCUGGACAAGGACUUUGAAGCCUUUCACGCCCACUCAGGAUCCCACUUUGAUUUUCCAGACUACUGCACUCCAGAGGUGAAUGAGAUGAUUUCAGGAGACUUACUGGUACCAAGUAUCUCUGACUUGGUGUUCACUCACUGA